GAGGAAUUUUAUCGUCAAUGAGCUGGGGCUGAGCUAUAGGACCUUGUAUUUACAGUUUUCGGAGGGUGGAUUUAAGUAACAAAAAGAGGUCAAAAUGGGGAACAGCUUCUCCAACAUCUCUGCCUUCCAGUCGCUCCACAUCGUCAUGCUGGGUUUGGACUCCGCUGGGAAAACCACAGUUCUUUACAGACUUAAAUUCAAUGAGUUUGUCAACACGGUCCCCACAAUCGGCUUCAACACAGAGAAGAUCAGGCUGAGCAACGGCACGGCCAAGGGCAUCAGCUGUCACUUCUGGGACGUUGGAGGGCAGGAGAAGCUGAGACCUCUGUGGAAGUCCUACAGCCGGUGUACAGAUGGGAUCAUUUAUGUUGUGGACUCGGUGGACGUGGACAGGCUGGAGGAGGCCAAGACUGAGCUUCACAAAGUCACCAAGUUUGCAGAGAACCAGGGCACCCCGCUGCUGGUCAUCGCCAACAAGCAGGAUCUGCCCAAGUCCCUGUCUGUGGCAGACAUUGAAAAGCAGCUGGCCCUGCACGAGCUCACCCCCUCCACCACCUACCACAUCCAGCCAGCCUGUGCCAUUAUAGGUGAGGGGCUUCAUGAGGGCAUGGACAAGCUGUAUGAAAUGAUAGUGAAGAGGAGAAAAUCUCUCAAACAGAAGAAGAAGCGGUAACAGCAGCUUCUCGUUUACUGUGAGGAUUCCGGGUUGUCUUUGGACACGGGUUUACUCUGCUUAUUGUUUUCUUCCGUCCUCUGUUUGGAUUAAAGAUCUUCGACCUGUGAAGCCCUGCUGAAUGAUGCUGUUGCACACAUGAGGCCGCCUCAUCGGGGGUUCGAUGGGGUCUGUAAAACCAAAAAGAGAAAAUUAAGGAAAGUAAUCCUCAGA
Messenger RNA from Nematolebias whitei (Rio pearlfish), 886 nucleotides. Its product is annotated as ADP-ribosylation factor-like protein 4C. The record is from RefSeq and is a predicted model, not a curated record. Gene Ontology annotation, molecular function: GTP binding; GTPase activity. The coding region runs from base 95 to 673 and encodes 192 amino acids. Lineage: Eukaryota; Metazoa; Chordata; Actinopteri; Cyprinodontiformes; Rivulidae. Gene Ontology annotation, biological process: endocytic recycling; intracellular protein transport. The transcript has a single exon. Gene Ontology annotation, cellular component: cytoplasm.